UGUUCAACUAACAGAAGAAAGACGAGAAGCAGCGAAACUCCCCCACCGUUGUAGCUCCUCAUUAUAAAACGGGAAGAUAGUUUGCGCACUUUCGGUUGUGCGCAGCUUUAAACCCUAGCCGCUCCUUUCUGAUUUCUUCGAUUUUUCUCCUCAAAGCCAGGCUUCAGUAGACUAAAUGGCUUUCUGUAACAAACUUGGGAGCUUGGUGAGGCAGAGCUUUUCGCAGAAUGGGCAAGUUCAAAUGGGCUCUAUGUUGAGCUCUAUUCGGUGCAUGUCAUCUACGAAGCUUUUUGUGGGAGGUCUUUCCUUUGGAACGAAUGACGAGUCGCUAAAGGAAGCUUUUUCUGGAUAUGGUGAUGUGGUCAAUGCAAGGGUUAUUACUGACAGAGAUUCUGGAAGGUCAAGGGGAUUUGGUUUCGUUGACUUCUCAAGCCAGGAAUCUGCAAGCUCAGCAUUGUCAGCUAUGGAUGGCCAGGAAUUACAUGGACGAAAUAUUCGUGUGAGUUAUGCCCAAGAAAGACCUAGCGGUCCACGAUCUUUCAACAACAACUUCCGUGGGAAUGGAAGCUUUGGCAAUGACAGUGGUUUCUAAGUUGUUGCGAUCAAUGGCCCUGCUCCUAUAGCUAGUUAUUACUGGUUCAUGCUUUUAUUUACUUGGGUAGUAUUUGCUUAUGUAUUUUCUUAUAACUGGGUGGCAUUUAUCGCCAUAUUAAAUGUUUUCUUGGUGAGUUAAAAAUAUGGAGAUGUGCAACUUUGUUGUUUGCA
This is a messenger RNA of Manihot esculenta (cassava), 765 nucleotides long. RefSeq names its product glycine-rich RNA-binding protein 2, mitochondrial. The transcript is spliced from 5 exons. Lineage: Eukaryota; Viridiplantae; Streptophyta; Magnoliopsida; Malpighiales; Euphorbiaceae. Gene Ontology annotation, molecular function: RNA binding. Bases 176 to 592 code for a protein of 138 amino acids. The record is from RefSeq and is a predicted model, not a curated record.